AUGGACACCGACGGAUGCGCCAUCGACGGCAAUGGGGAUUUAUACGGCCUUGGCGUGCGCAUCGGCGUCUACUGCCAAUGGGUCUCGUCCUGGAUCCGCAUGCUGGUGGACGAGGAGAGCAUCGAGGAUGUCCACGGAGUCAACGCCAUCUUCGUCUUCGCGAUCAUCAUCGCAACGAUCUUGGCACAAGUCCAUCGCGAUGUGAAGCCGAUAGAGCUGUACAUCAUGUUGCAAAUUUCUCUUGGCUUUUUCAUCACGGUGCUCAGCACGAUCGGAGUCCGGAACCACUUCUUGCGACCGAAACGCGUCAAGCUCAUCUGGCACCACUACCAAAAGGUCGUCGAGAAGCGUAGACAGAAUGCGGAGCUCGGAGAGAAGAUUUGGAGUCGCCAUCGGUUCAAGCAAAUCUUCAAAGAGGAGCGAGAGGGGAAUAAUGUUGUCAAGGCAUUUUACCAGUCCUUGUUUAGGAUGGGCCGCGAAUACCUCGAAGAUGCCGCCGCGAGACAGUAUCUUUCCAACCCGAGUUUCGAGGUCCCCAUUGAGUAUCUGACUCCUUUCAAGCCUCGCAACAUUUCAUGGGUUGGGGUUGUAUGGAGGACGGCCAUUCUCGGCGUCGUGGCGGGCUUUAAUGUCUAUUUCUGGUUCUACAUCGCAAACCAACCCACCGCUGAUGAUGGCUGCGGAGCCCCGUUUCUUUUCCUCUUCUCGAUGCAACGCAUUAAAAAGCUUGUGUUGAUUCUUUCGCAAGUCGUCGCUAUCAUAGUUGUCAUUGUGGUUUUGCCUUUGUGUCUGUUCCUAGUAUCAGCGGCGGCUUUCCUGGUCACUCUCUUGAGCUUCUGCGCCUUGCGAGACGUGGUUUACUUUGCUAUUCCCAGCUCGACCAGACUUACGAAAAGUCUGCGAACAAAACUCCUCCCGUUUCUGGAGCGGGUGGAAUAUUACUUGAGGGUCGGGGAGUUCAUUCUCAAGCGGACACCUAGCUUCAGAGUGUUCGUGUCUGUUAUCUGGUUGUUCAUUUUGUCUGUCCAGCUUCUGUCCUUCUUCACGAAGCUGUCAGAUCCUCAGAGUGUGAGCAUUCAUGAUUCAGUUAGGGCGGCUAUAUCGCUUUUCACGCCGAAGCAGUAUGAUGACCGUGGAGAGGCCGACUCUCCAAUCUUGGCCGGAUGCGAGACCUAUGGGGAACACCAACUUGGCAACUCCAUCUGCUUCUAUCUCAGUGUCACGUGGAACGUCAUGGUCUUCCUCAGCAUUUUAUGGUUCAUCCUAUCGAUUGAGCUUACAUUGGGAUGGAAUCAUGUUCAAGACAUCAACGAGAUCAAGACAACGGGACAACUAAUCCCCUUCAUCAUUGGAUGCGUCAGUACCUGCCAGGUAUUGAAGCAGGUCACGCUGAUCGGGCUGCGAAAGAUGUUCCCGGAUUGGGCAAAUUACGAGUUGGACGCUGCAUACACUGCAAGGGGCGGCAUCAAGUUCCACAUCAACCAUAGUCCACGUGACGACGAGGGGAUUUCGACGAGCUCAGAGACGCGCGUGGCUACGGGCAUCGCCUUCAGGGAUGUGGGGUCUGUUGAGUCGGGCCAGAAGCCGUGA
Molecule: messenger RNA, 1590 nt
Organism: Colletotrichum gloeosporioides
Lineage: Eukaryota; Fungi; Ascomycota; Sordariomycetes; Glomerellales; Glomerellaceae
Exons: 3
Coding region: 1-1590 (529 amino acids)
Source: RefSeq, a predicted model, not a curated record